Messenger RNA from Scomber scombrus (Atlantic mackerel), 881 nucleotides. RefSeq names its product centrosomal protein 44 (gene cep44). Lineage: Eukaryota; Metazoa; Chordata; Actinopteri; Scombriformes; Scombridae. Gene Ontology annotation, cellular component: centrosome; spindle pole. The coding region runs from base 1 to 771 and encodes 256 amino acids. The transcript is spliced from 8 exons. The record is from RefSeq and is a predicted model, not a curated record.
AUGCUGUCUACUGGAGAUGUGCAAGGUUGUCUUCGUAAACUAGAAACUCUUCUGCGGGUAAUAAAGUACCCAGGGGACGUCGACUACAGUGGCCUUUCAAAAGGAGAUCCCUCAGCUUUCCUGCCAAUAGUGGGCUUCACCUUGACUUCCUUCUCUCCACCUUUUGCUGAGCAACUAGUGGAAGCUGGACUGGAGCUGACUGGCAAAUCAGACCUUAGAUUCACUGACACUCUUUAUAAGGUUCUACGAGAUAUCUUCCACUAUAAGCCCAUUCUGACUAAGCAGCAGUUCCUCCAGUGGGGUUUCUCUCAAAGGAAAAUCUCUGUCGUCUGUGACAUCAUUAACUUGGUCUUACAGAGACACAACCAAAUGAAGAAGUCUCCAGAGGUGGAAGGAAGGCUCUCAACAUUGGAAGCUCAGCUGGGGAGCAUCCAGUUUGUGUUAGACAGGCUCAGUAUCCUGGAGAAACGCCUGGAGGAGCAUGACAGACGGAGUAACAAAGAUGAGAAUGAAGUCAUUACCAUCUCCAGAAGGAGCUGGGAUCAUCUGAUGAGCAGAGUCCUGUUACUGGAAACUAAACUAGAACUGAGCAAUACACAGUCAAGUGUCCCACCGCCAUGCCAGUCAUCUACCUUGUCCUGUUCUUCCAGCUCCAUGUGUGAUGCUUCAAAGGAGGACCUUACAGUCAGGCUAGCGAGGAUCACCAACAUGAUGAAGAGUACCUCCAGUCUGCUGAAGAACACUGAAUCCACUGCAACACAAAGCAAAUAAAUGAUCAUAACUGAUCCUCAUAAAUCGUAUUAAUGUAGCUCGACAUCACAAUUUUUAAUUUUGUCUUCUUGUCAUUGUUAAUAUUUCUUAUUAAACCAUAAUGAUCAACA